Symbiodinium natans is the source of this 1176-nucleotide messenger RNA. The record is from the annotation of a GenBank genome assembly. Lineage: Eukaryota; Dinophyceae; Suessiales; Symbiodiniaceae.
AUGGACGUCCCGGCAGUACUUCAGCCUGAGGACAGGGAGGACGCGAUCGGGCGAGUGUUGGCUGCAAGGUACCCUUCUGGCGCGCUGUUGGGAGACAACUCUGUCAACCGACCAUCUCCCCUGGAUGCGUUGCAAAGGUACCGCAGUCUGGCCAACCAGAUUCACCCAGAACGAUGUGUAGACCCACGCGCUGAACAAGCCUUCGUCCGUGCAUCCAAAGCAUUUGAUGCGCUGUGCGAGAUGGAUUCCCGCUCUGACAACACCCCGACCCUAGACACGUGGGAGGCUUGUGCAGCACAACAAGGAAACAUGGCCCUGGCUGCCUGCAGUGGAAGAUGGUGGGGCGUAAGCAGCGUGGCAGAUUUGGACCGCUGCUUGGAGUUUCGAGCUGCAGCCAUGGAUGUUCUGUUCAAGCAGACGGCCCGAGCCGAUGACACUGACAUCCAGCAUCUUGACAAGCUGGUUGCUGAUACCGAAAAGAUUUGUGAGCACCUGGAUCGGCAAAAGGGGAUUCAGCGCCACCGCCUUUGGCCUGGCAAAGGCCGCGUGCAACACCAGCAGGCCCGGACGGCAGCCUUGCGCUACCUGGACUUGCUAUGCCACCUACGCAGUGUACACUGCUUUUGCCAAUUGCGUCAUCAGCACUUCCAUCACUCGCUGGAGUUGCUUGCUGCAUCGCCUCUGGCUGAUAUGCAGGGCUUGCUUGCAGAAGCCCUAGCACCAAAAACUUGCUGUGCGCCGCCAAUAACACCUGACGGCAAGUGCAAGGCGGACGAGGGCGAUGUAGAUCCACUCGACGAGUACAUGGCACAAAUUGAUACUGCCGCCAAGGAGGCAAUCAGGAUUGCAGGUUCGAAAUCCAACCGCGGCGAGGACAGCGCAGUAGAAGGUACGGCAAGCCACAAGACUCACAAGACCAAGCAGCAAGAGGUGCCAGAGCUGCAAGAGCGGCAUGAGGCUGUUGAUAUGCCUCAUCGGACAGCAGAAGCAGCUGCAGCCGAAGAGCGCGUGGUGAAAUCUGCGAAAAUGGCAGCCGCCGAGAAGGCUGCAGCUCAACGAUGUCUUCAGAACCAGCUCUUGGGCGACCUGCUUUCGGAUGAAGGGGCCUCAAAGGGAUCUUCAGGGGCCGUGCUUCGCCUCUGCAGAGUGGAUUCAGAGUGGACCACAGCAGCAUAA